GCGCAGAUGUUUAACUGCCAUCGUCAAACCACUGAACGACAAUUUUGUAACGCAAAAAUCAAUGAGUGCGAAGAUUCCGAAGCGUUCAAUUCAAAAUGCGCCGUGGGAUCAUGGGAAGCUUGGAGCGAAUGUUCCGUUACUUGUGGUCAUGGCACCAGAACUAGAACUAGAGCAUUCUUAAAUCCCAAUCAGGACGAAUCCGAAUGCAAUGUGGACCUAAUAAGAAAGGAUAUUUGUGUGGGAGAGUCAGGCGAUGACUGCUCAGUAACGCCGGAUCCUCUUUGCAAGACCACUUCAUGGAGUGAAUGGUCUCCAUGUAGUGCUAGCUGUGAUGAUGGAGUAAGAGUUCGAACACGCCUGUUCUUCUUUGCUGAACAUGAGCAGCGCUGCUCGCAUAUCGCUUUACAGGAAAAGGACAACUGCAUCCUUCAAUCUUGUCGUCGUUUUCUUGAGCAAAACUCUGAAGAAAUUUGUCAAGAGCCUAAAGAAGAAGGACAGUGUGGCGGAACAUUCCCAAGAUACUGGUUCAACCAUGAAAAACAGAAAUGUGAACGAUUUACCUACACCGGAUGUAAGGGUAAUCGCAACCAAUUUGAAACCGAAGAUGAGUGCAAACGAGUAUGUGUACCCGGCUACGAGAUUGAAAAAUCAUCAAUUCCAAAUCACCAACUUAUUGAUGAGUUUGGACCAGCAGAAGUGAACGAUGGAGGUGAUCCAGUCCCAUGUGAGAUGAAUGAAUGGUCACCGUGGACGCAUUGCUCAGUAACUUGUGGACGAGGAAAGAAGACUCGAACAAGACAGAUCAAAGUAACUAUCUCGACAAUUUUAGAUUAUCGAAAAGCUUGA
Molecule: messenger RNA, 846 nt
Organism: Strongylus vulgaris
Lineage: Eukaryota; Metazoa; Nematoda; Chromadorea; Rhabditida; Strongylidae
Source: the annotation of a GenBank genome assembly